Poeciliopsis prolifica (blackstripe livebearer) is the source of this 2194-nucleotide messenger RNA. It is a transcript of the gene nelfb, whose product is annotated as negative elongation factor complex member B. The record is from RefSeq and is a predicted model, not a curated record. NCBI's taxonomy places the organism in Eukaryota, Metazoa, Chordata, Actinopteri, Cyprinodontiformes, Poeciliidae. Gene Ontology annotation, biological process: negative regulation of transcription elongation by RNA polymerase II. Gene Ontology annotation, cellular component: NELF complex; nucleus.
UCGUGUUACCAUAAGGGAAGUUAUGUCUGUUAGUGGAGCUCAAUACUGUUUUGUGCAGUUUUUAGGGAUCGUUUAACCGUUUUGCUCCAGGAAUUCUACCCGGAAAGCUCAUUGCUGCAUCAGCUCCAGCCUGAGAGAUCCAAGCGGAGCCAGGAUGUUCGCGGGCCUGCCGGAGCUCGGGAUAGCCAACGGCGAGGACUUAAAGGAAACUCUAACUAACUGCACAGAGCCUCUCAAAGCCAUUGAUCAGUUCCAGAUGGAGAAUGGCAUCCUGCUGCCGACGCUGCAGUCCGCUCUGCCCUUCCUCGACCUUCAUGGGACCCCACGGCUGGAGUUUCACCAGUCUGUCUUUGACGAGCUUCGAGAGAAGCUGAUGGAGCAAGUCGCUGUCAUUGCAGAGGGCAAAGAUGAAGACCGAUAUGGGAAGCUUGAAGAGCUGCUGGAGAAGAGCUUUCCUCUGGUGAAAAUGCCUUCCAUACAGCCAGUCGUGAUGCAGGUGCUGAAGCAUCUACCCAAAGUACCAGAGAAGAAGCUGAAGAUGGUCAUGGCUGACAAAGAGCUGUACAAGGUGUGUGCUGUGGAGGUGAAGAGGCAAAUCUGGCAGGACAACCAGGCUCUGUUCGGAGACGAAGUGUCCCCCCUUCUGAAGCAGUACAUCGUGGAGAAGGAAGCAGCCCUGUUCAGCAGUGACCUCUCCAUCCUUCACAACUUCUUCAGUCCCACGCCCAAAACCCGGCGCCAGGGCGAGGUGGUGCUAAAGCUGACCCAGAUGAUCGGGAAGAACGUGAAGCUGUAUGACAUGGUGCUGCAGUUCCUCCGGACGCUCUUCCUGCGGACGCGGAACGUCCACUACUGCACACUGAGAGCCGAGCUGUUGAUGUCUCUGCACGACCUGGAUAUCAGUGAGAUCUGCUCCGUGGACCCCUGCCACAAGUUCACCUGGUGUCUGGACGCCUGCAUCCGAGAAAAGUUUGUGGACAGCAAACGAGCCAGAGAGCUGCAGGGUUUCCUGGACGGGAAGAAGGGCCAGGAGCAGGUCCUCGGAGAUCUGUCCAUGAUCCUGUGUGACCCGUUUGCAUGCAACACCCUGGUCCUGAGUAUAAUCAGGAACGUACAGGAGCUGCUGAGUCAGGACGCUUUGCCCAGGGACAGCCCAGACCUGCUGCUGCUCCUCAGGAUGCUGUCUCUGGGUCAGGGAGCGUGGGACAUGAUCGACAGCCAGGUUUUUAAGGAGCCUCGCUUGGAUUUAGAGGUGGUGACCCGCUUCCUGCCUGCUAUGAUGUCUGUGGUUGUUGAUGAUCACACCUUCAUAGUGGAGCAGAAGCUUCCCAGUGAGGAGAAAAGCUCCCUGACGUACCCCACCAACCUGCCAGACGCAUUCAUCAGAUACCUGCUGGACAACAGAGUGGCCUGUGAAAUGGGGCUCUAUUAUGUUCUGCAUAUCGCCAAGUUGAGGAACAGGAAUGCCCUGCAGCGGUUGCUGCCUGCUUUGGUGGAGACCUACAAUGACAUGGCUUUCGGUGACAUCUUCCUGCACCUGCUGACUGCUCACCUCACCCUGCUCUCUGAUGAGUUUGGAUCAGAGGAGUUCUGCUCCGUUGUCUUCGACAGCUUCCUCCUCACUUCCUUCUCCAGUAAAGAAAAUGUCCACAGACACAUUCUCCGCAUGUUGCUGCAUCUCCACCACAAAGUGCUGCCUUCAUAUUUGGAAACGCUGAUGCAAACACUGGAGCCCCCAAAACAGUGCAGUGAGCCACUGAAGGAGCUGCACAGUCAGCUGACGGAGAAGCUGGAGGCCCAUAAGAAGAGUCCGACGCCCCCAGACGAGCCUACGUCUCUGGACCUGGGGCUGCAUCCUGUGUCGGUGCCCACCACCUCCUCCUCCGCCCCAACCACCCCGGUCUGAGGGCGGCCGCCAGCCGAGGCGGCUGUGGAGGAAGUACUGUUACUGGCUGCUGGCCAGAUGGACGUUGUGCGUUUCUGUGCUGGAUGACUUCUUCUUUCUGUCACCUUUGAUAGACGUUAGGUGUUUCCCUCUUGCAUUGCAUUCAGCAUCUGAUUAUUUUCCUUUUGGAUGUUUUUUUUUCUACAAUUGUUUCAUUUUUGUGUAGAAAUAUUGUAUUUUCAUACAUGACUCAGUUAUUUGUGUGGAAUAUUUGAUCUGUGGUGUAAAUAAAGUUAUUUACAAAAUAAA